This is a messenger RNA of Harmonia axyridis, 1365 nucleotides long. RefSeq names its product mediator of RNA polymerase II transcription subunit 28-like. The transcript is spliced from 5 exons. Bases 169 to 981 code for a protein of 270 amino acids. Gene Ontology annotation, cellular component: mediator complex. NCBI's taxonomy places the organism in Eukaryota, Metazoa, Arthropoda, Insecta, Coleoptera, Coccinellidae. The record is from RefSeq and is a predicted model, not a curated record.
GACAACAGUGAUAAACAUAGAUAAACUAGUUUGUGUAUGGUGAUAAAUUAUAACCUGUAUCUGUCAGUGUAUUGUAAAUAUUUACAAUUCGUUCAAGUGUCGUAGAAAUUCUGUUUUUCGGAUGAACUGGUCGUUCGCAGUUGAAAAAUUGUAGAGUGCAUUUUACCGAUGAAGGAAACAUCUCCUCCAGUCUCAGCCAUGGCUACCCCCACAAAUGGAAGUGCUAAUUUAGUGGACGAGUUUGAGGAAACCUUUCAAUAUUGCCUCAACAUUCUUACCAAGGAGGAAGCAGUGCCAGUUGCUGAAAAAGAAGAAAUAAAAGUAGAGGUGGAACAUAACACAUUACGUUUCAUUGACUUGGCACGUCAAAUGGAAGCCUUUUUUCUACAAAAAAGAUUUCUUCUGUCCUCGCUAAAACCUGAAACGAUUAUCAAGGAAGAUAUAAGUGAACUGCGAUUCGAAUUGACCAGAAAAGAGGAGAUACUAAAAAAACACUCAGAGAAGAUUGCCGUUUGGCAAAAUUUGUUGAGCGAUUUGAAAAACUACAACAAAACUUCGACACAAGGAAACACCAUACCAAGCACUAAUUCAGGGAAUAUUUCACCAAUUGGUAAUGAGAUAUUCCAGAAGAAUCUGAUAGAAAUGUCUGGAAACCCAAAUUCUAAAUCGUUAUCAGGAAUGGUGAUGCCUUCGGCAGUUCAGAUGUUGCAGCAAGAACAAUUUCAACAUCAAAUGCACCAACAGCAACUACAGCAAAUGCAACAGCAGCAGCUACAGAUGCAUAUGCCGGUGCCCAUGGGAAUGCAAGGAGGGGUGAAUCCGGGAAUGGUAUCUCCUGAGGUACUUCUCAUGCAGCAAUCGGGUCUGCAGUCUCCUCGGCUUCCUUUUCCUCAAGCAAGCCCUGGGAGAGUCAUGCAGGGUCCUCUGGCAUAUUUAGAGAAGACGACCAGUAACAUAGGUUUGACUGAUGGUAGGAGGUGACGAGGGCGUGGAAGAGGUCGUGGUAGGGGUAGAGGAAGAGGUAGGGGUCGCAGUCGCUCCACCUUACCGGAUUUUGUCCCUCCCUGAUCUCUUCUGCAGAGCGAAAUCCAAUGUUACCUGAUGUAUAUUAUGGUUUUAUAUUAAUGUGGAAAUAUCCGUUGGACUAUUGGGAAAAAAUUGUUAUAUCGGUACUACUUGUUAGUUACCGUUGAACUGAAUUUUUCAAGGAUUUAUCAUCUUGAGAUUGGGAUGGUUGAGCAAUAUUAUAUUGAGGUUGAAAUGUUUUUUCCUUAAUAGUUCAGAAUUGUUUGUUUUAUCGUAUAUAUUAUUACAUGUGUUGUUGUGUAUUGUAGUCCCUUGAAUAAAGUGUUGCUUAAUAAUGAA